Messenger RNA from Colletotrichum acutatum, 1596 nucleotides. Its product is annotated as transmembrane amino acid transporter. Lineage: Eukaryota; Fungi; Ascomycota; Sordariomycetes; Glomerellales; Glomerellaceae. The transcript has 6 exons. Gene Ontology annotation, biological process: amino acid transmembrane transport. The record is from RefSeq and is a predicted model, not a curated record. Gene Ontology annotation, molecular function: L-amino acid transmembrane transporter activity. Bases 1 to 1596 code for a protein of 531 amino acids.
AUGGAUAAAGAUCUUCGCCAACCCGAGCCCACGUCCAACGACAAGGGCUCCUCCGAGCUCGCCUUCGCCCGCGCCGAUGCCGAGACGGGCGGCUCCUCUGGCUUCAGCGCCUGGUUCGGCGGCCGCAACACAAAGGUCGGCCCGCGGAUUGCGCCUCGCAAGGAGGGCGUCGGAGAGGGCUCCGACAGCGAGGACAGCGCCGAUGCCAUAUUGACCAAGCAGCUUGCGGAGGAGAAUAGCCAUGCGAUCAAGUACAGGACGUGCAGCUGGCAAAAGACGGCCGGUCUGCUAUUUUCCGAGUACAUUUGUCUAGCCAUCAUGAGUUUCCCAUGGUCGUAUAGUAUUCUUGGACUGGUGCCCGGAUUGAUCCUCACUGCCGUCAUCGCGCUUGUUGUUCUCUACACAUCUUUGGUCCUUUGGCAAUUCUGCAUGAGACACCCCGAAGUUCGCGACGUCUGCGAUAUCGGCCAGAUGCUCUUCUGGGGAAAGACAUGGGCAUGGUACGCUACGGCUGUCAUGUUCAUUCUGAACAACACUUUCAUUCAGGCUCUACACGUCCUCGUUGGCGCCAAGUACCUCAACACAAUGACCGAAUCCGAUCCCGUCGUCUGUAGAACUGUCGUCUUCUCCAUUGUCGUCACCAUCAUCUGCUGGCUCUGCUCGCUGCCUCGCACCUUUGACGCCCUUUCGAAAGCCGGAACCGCAUCCGCAGCCUUCACCUUCAUCUCGGUGCUUCUGGCUACCAUCUUCGCUGGCAUCCAGGCGCAUCCCGCCGGCUACGACCCCCGAUCAACAUAUGUCGACGAGACUACUGGCACAACAAAGACUGGAGGCGCCCCGAUUGUCACGGCCAUUCCCAUUGCCGCCACUACCUUUGUCUCCGGAAUGAAUGCCUUCCUGAACAUCAGCUACACUUUCAUCGGCCAAAUCACGUUGCCCAGUUUCAUUGCGGAGAUGAAGGAUCCGAGGGACUUCCCCAAGGCCCUCUGGGCUGUCACUAUUGGCGAGAUCAUCGUCUUCAGCAUUGUCGGAGCUGUUGUCUACGCCUUUGUCGGAAACCAAUACAUGACUGCACCCGCCUUUGGCUCCCUCGAGGAGGUCUACAAGAAGGUGUCCUUCUCCUUCAUGAUCCCGACUCUUGUCUUCCUCGGCGUCUUGUACGCCAGCGUUUCGGCUAGAUUUCUCUUCUUCCGUCUCUUCAAGGGCACCAAGCACUUGCACGAACACACUAUCGUCGGCUGGGGUUCUUGGGCCACCAUUCUCCUUGCCUUGUGGCUUUUGGCAUUCUUGAUUGCCGAACUUAUCCCCUUCUUCUCUUCCCUGCUUUCACUCAUGUCCUCUCUGUUCGACUCAUUCUUCGGCUUCAUCUUCUGGGGCGUUGCUUACUUCCGCAUGCGAGGCGCCGAUAAUCGCGCCGGCGUCCCCAAGCCUGGAAAGCUUGCCGAUCUUGCGACGAUGGGUCUCAACAUCAUCAUUAUUCUCACCGGUCUUUUGUUCCUCACUGCCGGCACAUACGCCAGUGUUGAAGGCAUCAUUGAAGAGUUUAGAGCGGGCACCGUCGGCAAGCCCUUUGGCUGCGCUAGCAACGGACUUUGA